Molecule: messenger RNA, 1101 nt
Organism: Parnassius mnemosyne (clouded apollo)
Lineage: Eukaryota; Metazoa; Arthropoda; Insecta; Lepidoptera; Papilionidae
Source: the annotation of a GenBank genome assembly
AUGGACCCCGUCAUCAUUACGCCGGAUGACGUAGCUGAGGCGGUCCGUAGGGCCCCGAACUGGAAAAGUCCGGGACUCGACGGACUGCAUCACUACUGGCUGAAGGGGUUCGUGGUGUGUCACGCUGUUCUCGCCCGACAGUUUCAAGAGGCUCUCGACCAAAAGUCGCUCCCGAGCCUCUUCACUACUGGGAUCACUCAUCUGGUUCCUAAAGACCGAGAUUCCACAGACCCGAGCAAAUACCGCCCCAUAACGUGUCUACCUACCAUAUACAAGACACUCACAUCCAUUUUGAGCGCGAGAAUCACUCGUCACCUGAACUCAAAUCAGGUGAUGUCGCGCGCUCAAAAUGGAUGUCGGGGCGGUGGUCGUGGAACCAAGGAACCACUCCUCAUUGACGCGGUCAUUGGCAAAGUGGUUAAACGCAACCGUCGGAACCUCUCCGCCGCCUGGAUAGACUACAAAAAGGCAUUCGACUCGGUGCCUCAUACAUGGCUGAAGAGGGUCCUCGAGCUGUACAAGGUUGACUGUACAGUUCGAGACUUCCUCGGGCAGUGUAUGGGGCAGUGGAGUACGAUCCUUUGUCAUCUAGGCGAGCGGAUGACGGCUGCGGAGAACCACAUAAGGAUAAGAAGGGGUAUCUUCCAGGGCGAUUGUCUGAGUCCAAUCUGGUUCUGCCUCUCUCUGAACCCUCUUAGUACCUUACUGGAGGGUUCCGGGAGGGGAUUUCAGCUUCGGAGAGGAGGUACAAAAGUGACCCACCUUUUCUAUAUGGAUGAUCUCAAGUUAUUCGCCUCCAGUCGCUCUCAUCUUAUGGAAUUGCUAAACAUCACUUGUGAUUUUAGCAAUUCUAUUAGAAUGGAGCUGGGGACGGAUAAGUGUGCGGUCCUCCAUGUUGAAAGGGGAAGGGUUGCUAACUCUGAGGGCAUAGAUUUAUCUAUGCCUAUCAACAUAAGGACCCUUUCCGAGGCUGAAACAUACCGAUACCUGGGUAUGUCACAGAACAUCGGUGUAGAUGAGGCGGGUAUGAAACAGUCAGUUUGCGAUGUGUUUUAUGCACGCUUGACCAAAGUAAACUUAACAGCCUUUUGUCCGGUGUGA